This is a messenger RNA of Saitoella complicata NRRL Y-17804, 390 nucleotides long. RefSeq lists its product as uncharacterized. The record is from RefSeq and is a predicted model, not a curated record. The transcript is spliced from 2 exons. Lineage: Eukaryota; Fungi; Ascomycota; Saitoellomycetes; Saitoellales; Saitoellaceae. The annotation marks the transcript as partial.
AUGCCUCCACCGGCAAAGAAACUUGGUACCCUCAUCGUGGUGGUGAUGAAGGGAAAGAACCUACCGAACCGAGUAAAACUCGGGAAACAGGAUCCGUAUUGUAUUUGUCGUAUUGCGCAUGAUGCGAAGAAGACGAAUACACAUAAGAGAGGAGGACAAAACCCAGAAUGGGACCACGAACUGCGAUUCGAGAUCAUGGAUUCCGCGGAUCAUAAAUCUAUGAAACUUUCGGUAUUCAACGACGACUCCAAAAGCCCGGAUUUGGUGGGUGAUACGGUUGUCGACCUGAAGGAGACACUGCGGAAGGGGGAGUUUGACGAUUGGGUGGAGUUGAGGUAUAAGGAGCGGUACGCGGGUGAGAUCUAUAUGGAGAUGACGUUUUAUAGUGCG